CUCAUACUAUCGCACCAUUUCUUCUAUAAGAGAAACCCUAUCUGUUCACUCUCUGCAACAGCUAGCUAUCAAGGAAGAGAAAAGAUAGCUAGCUUGCUAGAUAGUUGUAUUUAGCCAAAGCCAUGAAUUCCUCCACCAAGCUCUCAGCUUGUCUCCUCAUUCUUAUGCUGUCUAUCUCUUCCUCCUUCCAUGUUGCCAUUGCUUGUGGUUACUGCCCGACGCCUACAACCCCCAAGCCAGCUCCCAAGGAAGGGCCUAUCAUCCUCCCUCCGGUCAUCGGAAAACCACCCAUAACAGUACCUCCAAUCACUGUAAAGCCACCCAUCACUCUUCCUCCGAUCAUUGGAAAACCACCCAUCACUCUUCCUCCUAUCAUUGGAAAACCACCCAUAACAGUACCUCCAAUCACUGUAAAACCACCCAUCACUCUUCCUCCGAUCAUUGGAAAACCACCCAUCACUCUCCCUCCGAUCAUCGGAAAACCACCCAUCACUCUUCCUCCGAUCAUCGGAAAACCACCCAUAACAGUACCUCCAAUCACUGUAAAACCACCCAUCACUCUCCCUCCGAUCAUUGGAAAACCACCCAUAACUGUACCUCCAAUCACCGUAAAACCACCCAUCACUCUCCCUCCGAUCAUUGGAAAACCACCCAUCACCCUCCCUCCUAUCACCGUAAACCCACCAAUAACAAAACCUCCGACGCCCGGAACACCGGGGUGCCCUCCACCACCAGCUGCCAAAAAAACUUGCCCAAUAGACACCUUAAAGCUCGGUACUUGCCUAGAUAUUCUCAGUAAUGUUAUUCAAAUCGGAGAUCCAGCGGUCAACGAGUGCUGCCCGGUCAUCAAGGGUCUCACCGGCAUUGAAGCGGCGGCUUGCCUUUGCACCACCAUCAAGCUCAAGCUUCUUAACAUCAGAGUGUUAUUUCCCAUUGCUUUCGAACUACUGGUCAGUUGUGGCAAGACGCCACCUCCAGGCUACACCUGCGCUUGAUUGAGUUCAUUAUUUUCAUCGUAGUGUAAAUCUGUUGGUUUUAAUUGUUCCUCUCUAUUUGAUCAUUAGGUGUUUUAAUUGUGCUAUGUUCUUGUAAGAAGAAUGUGUCAUGCAUUAAUGCUUUGACAUUUCAUUGUUCAAUUAAUGUCAGUCAUGUAAGGCUUGAAAACUUGGUAUUAUGUACUAUUCUUAUAUUUCCUCAUUUCGUAAUAAAAAAAACGACAAAGGUUGUUCAAA
Molecule: messenger RNA, 1232 nt
Organism: Dendrobium catenatum
Lineage: Eukaryota; Viridiplantae; Streptophyta; Magnoliopsida; Asparagales; Orchidaceae
Product: 36.4 kDa proline-rich protein-like
Exons: 1
Coding region: 123-995 (290 amino acids)
Source: RefSeq, a predicted model, not a curated record